Molecule: messenger RNA, 2025 nt
Organism: Panicum hallii
Lineage: Eukaryota; Viridiplantae; Streptophyta; Magnoliopsida; Poales; Poaceae
Product: nucleobase-ascorbate transporter 6-like
Exons: 14
Coding region: 215-1804 (529 amino acids)
Biological process (GO): transmembrane transport
Cellular component (GO): membrane
Molecular function (GO): transmembrane transporter activity
Source: RefSeq, a predicted model, not a curated record
UCAAAUCGCCCGUCGCCACGAGGCGCCCGGCACCUCGCCGCUCACUCUUCACUCGUCACUCCUCUCGCCUCGCUUCGCAUUUUCCUCUGCGGCUCGCUGCAGUCUCGCUAGCUCCCACGAAAAGCGAGGAGGGGGGAGAGAGAGAGAGGCCCGGAGGGAGGGCAAGGGGGGGUGAGGAAGCAACAAAGAACAAACUAACAGCUCCUGAGCUGAGAUGGCGGCGCCGGCACCGAAGCAGGAGGAGCUGCAGCCGCAUGCCGUCAGGGACCAGCUGCCGGCCGUCUCCUACUGUCUCACCAGCCCGCCCCCAUGGCCGGAGGCCAUCCUCCUCGGAUUCCAGCACUACCUCGUCAUGCUCGGCACCACCGUCAUCAUCCCCACCGCGCUCGUCCCCCAGAUGGGCGGCGGCAAUGAGGAGAAGGCGCGGGUGAUCCAGACGCUGCUGUUCGUCGCCGGGAUCAACACGCUGAUUCAGAGCUUCCUCGGCACGCGCCUCCCCGCCGUCAUCGGGGGCUCCUACACCUUCGUCGCGCCCACCAUCUCCAUCAUCCUCGCCGGCCGCUACAGCGGCAUUGCCGAUCCCCACGAGAAAUUCCUGCGCAUCAUGCGGGGGACGCAGGGAGCGCUCAUUGUGGCCUCCACCCUCCAAAUCAUCAUGGGGUUCAGCGGACUUUGGCGCAUUGUUGUCAGGCUAUUGAGCCCGCUAUCUGCUGCUCCACUGGUAGCCCUCGUCGGAUUUGGGCUCUAUGAACUCGGAUUUCCAAGUGUUGCCAAAUGCAUUGAGAUUGGUCUUCCGCAGAUUUUACUGCUUGUGGCUCUUUCUCAGUACAUACCACAUCUACUCCCCUUAGUGGGUACUGCCUUUGAGAGGUUUGCUGUCAUAAUGUCCAUUGUGGUUGUGUGGCUUUACGCCUUCUUCCUGACCGUUGGUGGCGCCUAUAAGAAUGCUGCUCCCAAAACCCAAUUCCACUGCCGUACUGAUCGAUCUGGGCUUGUUGGGGGUGCUCCAUGGAUAAGUGUACCUUAUCCAUUUCAGUGGGGAGCACCAACCUUUGAUGCUGGUGAAGCUUUUGCUAUGAUGGCAGCUUCCUUUGUUGCUCUUGUGGAGUCUACUGGUGCAUUCAUUGCCGUUUCACGGUAUGCCAGUGCAACUCCAUGCCCUCCUUCUGUCAUGAGUCGGGGCAUUGGUUGGCAGGGGGUUGGUAUUUUGUUGGGCGGCUUAUUCGGAACAGCUAAUGGCUCCUCCGUGUCUGUCGAAAAUGCUGGGUUACUCGGUUUGACACGCGUUGGUAGCAGACGUGUUGUGCAGAUUUCUGCUGGAUUUAUGAUAUUCUUCUCCAUUCUUGGGAAAUUUGGAGCUGUUUUUGCAUCAAUUCCUGGCCCAAUUAUUGCAGCUAUAUAUUGCCUUCUCUUCGCAUAUGUGGGCAUGGCAGGUGUUGGGUUCCUUCAGUUCUGCAACCUGAAUAGCUUCAGAACAAAAUUCAUCCUGGGCUUCUCCUUGUUUAUGGGUUUGUCGGUGCCGCAGUAUUUCAAUGAAUACACUUCUGUCGCAGGCUUUGGUCCAGUACACACACAUGCGAGAUGGUUCAAUGAUAUGAUCAAUGUGGUUUUCUCGUCGAAAGCAUUCGUUGGAGGCGCUGUAGCAUAUUUUCUGGACAACACCCUGCACAGGCGUGACGGCACCGUGAGGAAGGACCGGGGACACCAUUUCUGGGACAGGUUCAGGUCGUUCAAGACAGACCCACGCAGCGAGGAGUUCUACUCCCUCCCAUUUAACCUGAACAAGUUCUUCCCAUCCUUCUGAUCCACCUUCGGUAACAGAAAACACAAAAAGUAUUGUAUGAUUAGGUUGUUGACGAGGUGAUUUUGGCGAUGCCACGCCCACACUGUUGUUUCUCCUAUUUCUACUGCACCUCUCGAGUUCUGAAUCUUGUAGAGCUCCUCUUGAGUUCUGAAUCUUGUAGAGCUCAGCUGAAAACUAUUCUGAAGGAAUGGAGAAAUGGCUCGGUAUUUUUUGGAUGUAAA